UUGUCAAAGUACAGCCCUACGUUCUUCGGCUCCGAACAUUCACAGGUGUUAUCGGGACACCUGCUUCACUCCAGCCUGCCGGGCCUGACGCGGAUGGAGCAGAUGUCUCUGAUGGCUCUAGCGGACACCAUCGCUUCCACCAGCACCCACAUUGGAGAAAGCCAAGGCAAAGGCCAAAGUGGAGAGACGCUGGAUGAAUGUGGACUGAAGUUCCUGCUAGCCGUUCGCCUGCACUCCUUCCUCCUCACGUCUCUGCCUCCGGCUCAUCGCGCUCCGCUGCUCUGUCAAGGACUGUCCACCUGCCAUUACGCCUGGGCGUUCCACUCCGAGGCCGAAGAGGAGCUGCUCAACAUGCUUCCGGCCCUGCAGAAAGGAGAGCCCACGUGGCCUGAGCUGAGAGCCAUGGGCAUGGGCUGGUGGCUCAGGAGCACCAACAAGCUUCGCAGAUGCAUUGAGAAGGUAGCAAAAGCUGCUUAUCAGAGAAACAACGACCCGUUAGAUGCAGCCUUGUUUUAUCUGGCCAUGAAGAAGAAAGCUGUGGUCUGGGGAUUGUACAGGUCCCACCAUAACGUGAAGAUGACAGCAUUCUUCAGCAAUAACUUCAGUGAAGACCGCUGGAGGAAGGCAGCGCUGAAGAACGCUUUCUCUCUGCUCGGAAAGCAACGUUUCCAACAUUCAGCGGCUUUCUUUCUGCUGGCUGGAUCCCUGAAAGAUGCUGUUGAGGUUUGUAUAGAGAAGAUGCAGGACCUUCAGCUGGCUCUGGUGGUCUGUCGGCUGUAUGAGUCUGAGUUCGAGAUGUCCUGCAGCUACAAGCGAAUCCUGCAGAGGCAUGUGUUGGGUCAGGACCAGCAGAUCGCGGCCCAUCAGGACCCUUUCUUACGCAGCAUGGCGUACUGGGUCUUAGAUGACUACAGCAGGGCUUUGGACACGCUGCUCGAGCCCAAUGCAGACACGUCACAUGAAGGAAGCGCCGGAUCGUCUCCCAGUAGUCCUGAUGUUUUUAACUUCUACACCUACCUCCGCACGCACCCGCUGCUGCUGCGCCGUCACUUCGGCUCCUGUGAUAAAGCUAAAGUGGGUCUGACCGCUGAAGGCCGCACCGUCGACUCCAUCAGCCUCACAGAGAGGAGGCUCUUCUUCACCGCCGCUUAUGCACACUUACAGGCCGGCUGCCCCAUGCUGGCUUUAGAGGUGCUCUCCAAAAUGCCCAAAGUCGUGAAGCGCUCACAGGCACGAGAGAAUUCGCCUGAGACGUCGAGCGAGCACAAAGACCAAGCCUCGGCUCCGUGGCCGGUUCUCAACGGCUUGGAGUCGGUGUCUUCGCUCUUGUCUCCCAGAGAGGACAGCCAGUCGGACUCGGUGCUCAGUUUAGACUGGAGCCAGCCGUCUGUCACCCUGCAGGACGAGCCUCUGGAGUUCAAGUGGGACAGCGAUAAAGACGACCCGGACGAGGAAGAAUCAGGCCUGGCAAUGAAGAGCAUCCAUCCGGAGAAAGACGACGGCGCUCCGGAAGCGACAUCCACCCCCAGGGGUCACGGGUCAGACGAUUCGCCCACAAUGACCGAGGACAUCCUCGCCGCGCAGCUGAAGUUCAGCUCCUGUCUGAAGAUCCUCACCACGGAGCUGCGGACGCUGUCCACGGGAUACGAGCUGGACGGAGGGAAGCUGCGGCAUCAGCUGUGUCACUGGCUGGAGCGAGCUGUGGCGGCGCUGCAGAGAUGCUGCGGGUACAACCCCUUCCUCCAGCACCUGCCCGAGGGCAUCUCGGCCGACCUGAGCCAGGUGGAGGAUCUGGAGGAGCGGGGCGCGGCGGAGCAGGCCCGAGAGCUGCAGCACCGGCGCAGACUGUGGCUGAAGAGGAACCAGCCGCUGCUGCGCAUCUUCCUGAGCUACUGCAGCCUACACGGCUCUCACGGAGGAGGACUGGCCUCCGUCAGGAUGGAGCUCAUUCUGCUGCUGCAGGAGUCCCAGCAGGACGACAGUCUGCAGAUCUCCACUCCCGAUCCGCAGCACCUGUCUGUUCCUCUUUUCCUGGCGUGGACCGCCAGCUCCAAAACAGUGGUGGCCAAUCCCAUAGUGCACCUGACCAACCUCACGCAUGACAUACUGCACACCAUCAACGCUCUGGACGCGCCUCCGCACCCGGAUGUCGUCAGCAACGAGAUCUAUGUGAUGCACACGCUAGCCGCUUCCCUCUCCGCCUGCAUCUAUCAGUGUCUCUGUGAUGGACACAGCUACAGCCAUGUGAAUCCGUUCACGGGCAUCACCUACCAGAGCGUCCUGCUUACCCAUCAGCCCCCGGUGAGGAGCGUCAGCAUCGAGGAGGCCAUCCUGCCCAACACCUCUCCUGCGCAGUGGCCUGGUGUGAGCGUCCUGAUGCGGCUGCUGAGCGCGUCCGGAGACGAGAACCAGCCCGGUCUGCCUGUGCUCCUGUGUGAGAUCCUGACCGCCGUCUUCCUCAGCCUCUUCGUCCACGGUCUGGCCACUCACUCCAGCCACGAGCUCUUCUGCAUCGUCGCUCACCCGCUCAACAGCAGGCUGUGGGUGUCUGUGUUCGGCGGUGGCGCUCGUGUUCCUGUGCCGGAGAAGCCCAGCGCACACACAGUGGAAGAUGUGGAGCGGAAGCAGCGGCGUUCCCGGCUGAGCUCAUCACGCAGUAACUCCAGAGACGUUCCCGACAGUCCCAGACCCGUGGUGAUGGAGCCGGACACAUCCGUCUGUAAAGAGCGUUUCGUGCCGCCUGAGCUCAGCAUCUGGGAUUAUUUAAUCGCAAAGCCAUACCUGCCUCCGUCUGCCAGCCGAGUGGAGUACGACUCUGAGGAGAGCCAGGGCAGUGAGGACGAGGAGGAUGAUGACGAAGGAGAUCCCAGCUCUCCGCUGGCAGAGCAUUCCAGCAAUAGCUCGUACAGCUGGUGUCUGAUGCGCUUGGCCAUGGUGCAGAUGGUUCUGUUCAACCUCAAGACCUUCUACCCGAUGGCGGGUCACGACCUCUUAGAUCUGCCCGUGUGCUCGCCGCUCUGUCACGCCGCUCUCAAGACGCUCCAGCGCUGGGAGCAGCUGCUUCUCAAGAGGCUGGAGAUUUCCGGAGGUCCUCCGUCGAGGUUCAUCUGCACGCAGCUGCUGGAGGAGAGCGUGUCGUCGGGUCCGGCUCUGCUGAGGCACAAAGCACUGUUCGAGCCCUCCAACACACCCUUCAGGUCUCGCCGGCGCUCCGCUCUUCCCGUCAGACGGCUGUGGCAGUAUCUGGUCAAACAGGAGGAGGUUCAGGAGAUGUUCAUACGCAACAUCUUCACCAAGAAACGCGAUCCGAACGAGGAGACUGAUGGUGUGCCGCUGGACUCCACACACAACCAGAUCGAGGCCGACCUGGGGUUUCCUGGAGGAAAGGCUCGCAUCAUCCAUAAGGAGUCUGACAUCAUCACGGCGUUCGCCAUCAAUAAGGCCAAUCGCAACUGUUUAGUGAUCGCCUCCAGCCACGACAUCCAGGAGCUGGAUGUGUCCUACAUCCUCGCCUCGCAGAUCCUGACCUGGGUCGAUGAUGAGAACGAGGCCGAGGUCAAAGGGACGGAUGACUUCCUGGUGGUUCACGCUCGGGACGACUUCAGCGUGCUUCACGGCAGCACACCCUACACCCACAGCAGCCCCGGGACACCCAUCAACAUGCCCUGGCUGGGGGGCCUGCAGACGGGCCGAGGAGCCGCCGUACUCAUCAAACGCAACAUCAACAACGUGAGGCGGAUGACGUCACACCCCACGCUGCCCUACUAUCUGACCGGAGCUCAGGACGGCAGCGUGCGCAUGUUUGAGUGGGGUCACUCACAGCAGAUCACCUGCUUCAGGAGCCCCGGAAACUCCAGGGUCACCAGGAUACACUUCAAUUAUCAGGGCAAUAAGUUCGGGAUCGUGGAUGCAGACGGAGCGCUCAGUCUCUGGCAGACCAGCACCUCAGGAAACGCUCCCAAACCCUAUCUGACGCUUCAGUGUCACAAUAAGACGGCGAAUGACUUUGUGUUUGUGGGCUCGUCGUCUCUCAUCGCCACCGCAGGCCUGUCCACAGACAACAGGAACGUGUGUCUGUGGGAUACUCUGGUCACGCCAGCAUACAGUCUGGUUCACGGCUUCAGCUGUCACGAGUCCGGCUCCACGGUUCUAGCUCUGGCAUCUAAACAGCAGCUGCUGCUCAGCGGAGGCCGGAAGGGCUGCAUCAGUGUUCUGGACCUCAGUCUGAAGAUCCAGCGCCAGAGUUUCCAGGCGCACGACUCGGCCGUCAAAGCACUGGCCGUCGACGCCAGCGAGAGCUGCUUCAUGAGCGGAUCGGCCGAGGGCAACAUCAAGGUAUGA
This is a messenger RNA of Sinocyclocheilus anshuiensis, 4341 nucleotides long. Its product is annotated as dmX-like protein 1. The annotation marks the transcript as partial. Gene Ontology annotation, biological process: vacuolar acidification. The record is from RefSeq and is a predicted model, not a curated record. The transcript has 26 exons. Gene Ontology annotation, cellular component: RAVE complex. Lineage: Eukaryota; Metazoa; Chordata; Actinopteri; Cypriniformes; Cyprinidae. Gene Ontology annotation, molecular function: protein binding.